CGACACAUAGCAAGAAGAGAGCACAUUGACAUUGCAUUGGCCUCAGACUGAUUUAUCGAUUACGGUCGACUUUAACAACAUAUAUAUUCGCUCUGAACAGCAAGGGGGAUAUUUUCGGGGCUCAUCAUGGGUUCAGUGUUGCCUGCAGAUGCUCUGGUUCUGAAGGCUGGAUUUAAGCAGCAGUCUCUGGCUCUGUCCGACAUCAUCACUUCAGACAUCCUGCACAGUUUCCUGUACGGCCGCUGGAGGAACGUGCUGGGGGAACACCUGUUCGAGGAGAAGACCGCCACUGUCAGCCCCAAAACUGCCUUCACCGCAGAGGUCCUGGCGCAGUCAUUCUCUGGAGAGGUCCAGAAACUUUCCAGCUUAGUUCUGCCAAGUGAAGUCAUCAUUGCACAGAGCUCGAUUCCCGGAGAAGGACUUGGCAUCUUCUCCAAGACUUGGAUAAAAGCUGGCACCGAAAUGGGUCCAUUCACAGGCAGGGUCAUUUCACCCGAGCAUGUGGAUCUCUUCAAGAACAACAAUCUCAUGUGGGAGGUUUUCAAUGAAGAUGGCACAGUGCGCUAUUUCAUCGAUGCCAGUCAAGAGGAUCAUCGCAGCUGGAUGACUUACAUCAAAUGCGCGCGCAAUGAGCAAGAACAGAACUUGGAGGUCGUGCAGAUCGGAAGCAGCAUAUUUUACAAAGCAGUAGAGACAAUACCUCCAGAUCAAGAACUGCUUGUGUGGUAUGGGAAUUCCCAUAACACCUUCCUGGGCAUCCCAGGAGUACCUGGCACAGAGGAAGAACAGCAGAAGAAAACUAAAACUGAUGAGUUCCACCUGUGCGACACUGUCACCGCUGCCGCCCUGUCCACUGCCAGCCGCAUGCGCUGCGUCAUCUGCCACCGUGGCUUCAACUCCCGCAGCAACCUGCGCUCCCACAUGCGCAUACACACCCUGGACAAGCCAUUUGUCUGCCGCUUCUGCAACCGCCGCUUCAGCCAGUCCUCCACCCUCCGUAACCAUGUGCGUCUCCACACAGGCGAGCGCCCCUAUAAAUGCCAUGUCUGCCAAAGCGCUUAUUCACAGUUGGCAGGGCUGCGGGCGCACCAGAAGAGCGCCAGGCACCGGCCGGCCAACACAGGGGCUGUUGUGGGGCUUCAGGCCCACUCGCCUCCACCUCCUCAGCUGGCACAGGUUCCACACCCAGCCUCCCUGGUGCAUCACAUACCCACCAUGGUGCUAUGAGAAAGCACGAUACACUCGAGAUGUCAGCAGUCCCACAGUUUGACUGUUCGUCAAAAGCACAAGUGUGUCAGUGCCAAGCCGGCCCUGAAAACUCUCACUUAAGUGGAUACUUUGCAGUUCCCAAAGGUGAAAAUGUGAACAGACAUGACAAACAACGCCUGCAGAACUCAGCACUGAAGUAAAGACGAUGGUCAUGGAAGGGCUGUAUCGUGUUGAAAUUAUGCCAGAACUACAUGCACUGUCGGCUCUAUGUGGCAGAUAUCUGCCUCAUAACAAUGUGAUCAAACACUGUCACUUAAGAUGAUCAGUAGUCAGUGCAUCUUUUAUUCACAUUUGCAUGCAGUAGAAUUGUUUUGUCCCAUUCCCUCUAAGCCACACCACAUUAUUUGCUUUAGCCACUCUACGAAGUGAAUGGAUCCACUGGGAUCAAGCACCACUUAGUGACCGAUUUACGUCACUGCAGGCCAAUCAGAGCAUGUUUAUUGUCGAAUGAACGAUAUGAAGUAUGUAAAGGAAUGUACAUAGGAUUUGAACUUUUACGUCCAAAAACAUGGAAUAGUCACUUUAUCUGUGUAUGUAUGUAAAGCUUAAAGUAUUAUUACAAAACUUGGUUCUAUUAUAUUAUGUAUACUAUGUUUGCUUAUAUAAAAUUAUUUGGGUAUUCUCUUGUAUGCUCAAUAAAUAAUUAACAAA
Messenger RNA from Danio aesculapii, 1920 nucleotides. It is a transcript of the gene prdm12b, whose product is annotated as PR domain containing 12b. Gene Ontology annotation, cellular component: nucleus. Gene Ontology annotation, molecular function: histone methyltransferase binding. The transcript is spliced from 5 exons. Bases 127 to 1227 code for a protein of 366 amino acids. Gene Ontology annotation, biological process: neurogenesis. The record is from RefSeq and is a predicted model, not a curated record. NCBI's taxonomy places the organism in Eukaryota, Metazoa, Chordata, Actinopteri, Cypriniformes, Danionidae.